Meloidogyne enterolobii is the source of this 178-nucleotide messenger RNA. Lineage: Eukaryota; Metazoa; Nematoda; Chromadorea; Rhabditida; Meloidogynidae. The record is from the annotation of a GenBank genome assembly.
GAUGUGGAGAUUUGCAGUAAUUUAUGUUUGGGGUUUACAAUUAGGCCGUUAUCCUGGAAUUUUUAAUAAUAGUGCGUGGACUUGUGAUUCUUUAAAUUUACCAAAUGAAAUUGAAGAAACAUUUCCUGUUGUUCACAAAAUAUUUACUUAUAUUCAGGUUAAAAAAGGAAAAAUAUAA